Messenger RNA from Acanthisitta chloris (rifleman), 1413 nucleotides. Its product is annotated as 72 kDa type IV collagenase-like. Bases 2 to 508 code for a protein of 168 amino acids. The record is from RefSeq and is a predicted model, not a curated record. NCBI's taxonomy places the organism in Eukaryota, Metazoa, Chordata, Aves, Passeriformes, Acanthisittidae. The transcript is spliced from 4 exons.
CAUGUGGAGGACUGUAAACCCCCGAGGAAAACCCACAGGUCCUCUUCUUGUUGCUACAUUCUGGCCUGAUCUGCCAGAGAAAAUCGAUGCUGUCUACGAGGCCCCUCAGGACGAGAAGUCUGUAUUUUUUUCAGGAAAUGAGUACUGGGUUUAUUCCGCCAGCAACUUGGACAGGGGCUACCCAAAGAAACUCACCAACCUGGGAUUGCCCCCUGAUGUGCAACGUGUCGAUGCAGCUUUUAACUGGGGCAGAAACAAGAGGACAUACAUUUUUGCUGGAGACAGAUACUGGAAGUACAAUGAAGAGAAGAAAAAAAUGGAGCUUGCAUCCCCUAAAUUCAUUGCUGACUCUUGGAAUGGUGUUCCAGAUAACCUUGAUGCUGUCCUGGGUCUGGCUGACAGUGGAUACACCUACUUUUUCAAAGAUCAGUACUACCUACAAAUGGAAGACAAGAAUUUGAAGAUUGUUAAAAUUGGCAAGAUAAGUUCUGACUGGUUGGGUUGCUGAACCAUAUGAGAUAUUAAUAACCAAAUAUUUACUUUUUCGUUAUAUGCCUUAUCUGUAAUUAGAAAUAGAUCUGAAUGCUAAUUACUGGACCAGUCUGGUACUGGCACCAAAACAUCAAGUACCAGUACUGUACACAUCAGAUAAUUUAUGAGUGUUUGCCUCCUCAGUAUACAAAAGAUGUUUACGUAUGUAUUCUGGUACAAUUUUUCAGUUUUCAUGCUAGUCAUAGUAGUGCUAGUAACAGAACAGCCCUUGUUCUUUAUUCCCUUGGUGCUUAAACAAAGCAUUGAAACUUCUGGAGACUGGAUCACUCCCCUCUGUUAUACACAUUCCAGAUAGGCUCAAAUGAGAUGUACCAGCAGUGCACUUUGAUUUUUAUUUUUUUUAAAUACAGCUCUGUUAUAAAUAGAUGGUUUGUCUUGAUGUUUUUCACCCUGUUUGAUCAUUACUUCCAUUUAUUUGCAUAAUAAUACAGAAAGACUGUCAAAGGCACAGGUUGCCUCGGGAUCUGCUUUGUGUUGAUGCAUGAUGGAAUCAUGGCAAGAAACUGUGUUAAAGUAUUGUUUUAAAGUACUUUUUAUUUUAAUACCUUAGUUAAAUUUAGCAAUUUGCUUCAUGCACUUUGUUACUACUAUAUAACUUGUUUAUAUGGAUGGAAACGACUCAGAUUUUUGAAGACAACGUGUUAUACAUAGAAGUCAAGUAUAAUUGCUUAACUUGUUUUAUUUUCCUGUUCUUUAUAAUAUUGGGGGGUUGUUCAAUUAGGUUUUCUGCUUAUGCAUCGGGCAACAGAAAAUUUUCUUUUCACGAUCUGAUGGAAUGGUUCUCAUUAAAAAAUAAACCAGAAAAGAAUGUCCUACACAUGAAGUGCCAACAAUACAAAUAAAAUCAAAUUACAUUGUCAA